This is a messenger RNA of Caenorhabditis auriculariae, 8080 nucleotides long. The record is from the annotation of a GenBank genome assembly. Lineage: Eukaryota; Metazoa; Nematoda; Chromadorea; Rhabditida; Rhabditidae.
AUGAACAACCAAUAUUACCUGCGGCAACGCUUUUGCACGAGUAUAACAUGCUCCCCGGCUAAAAUUAGCUGCCACGGACCGCUGCCGGUUUUGCUGAUUGCUCUUUUUUGUUGCUUUGGUCGCGGCGUGUUUGACUUCGACUAUGUUAUACGUGUCUUUGGUUUCUCCAAGGGGCCACAGAACGUGAAAUAAAAAAAAAAAAAAGAAUAAACUGUCUAAAAAAAUCUGCUCGGGAAAAUGGCCGACAAGGAAAAUAAAUGAGAAACAGUGAAGUGAUAUAUCAUUUUUUCGGUUCCAGGAAGCUGACCGUGCAGAAGUGGAACGCGAAGUUUCCAUUCUGACGCAACUUCGUCAUCCUAGAAUUGCCCAAAUCUACGACGCUUUUUACACAACGACAAAUGAUGUUGUCCUCAUUAUGGAAAUGUGAGUUUUUGAUUUUUCCGGAAAGAGAUAAGCCAGUGUACACCCUAGUUUACAUAGAAAGUUAAGCAACUCGUGGUCAGUUUAUUUCUAAAUACGCUGUUUUUGAAAGGAAAUAAUUGGAAAACAAUUUCGAUUCGAAAUUUCUUUUGAAAAAGAUCCGUAAACUUUAAUUUCAGUCUUUCAAUCAAUUCAAGAACUUUUUCUGUUCCUCUCUGUUUCCAAAAAGUUCUUCGAUUUUUCAAAGUUCUUCCUGUCAAUAACGUAGACAUCCAUUCUCGACCCGAAAAAAAGUUUCCCAAUGUUUUCUGUAAUGCAUUCCUCAUGACGCGACGACGUUUCGUUCUUCUAUUCCAAAAUGAUUCAUCACAUAUUUUUUUUCAAGAAUUUCUUUUUUCUUUCUCUUUCAUACGUGGAAACUAACAUUUGGAACGUUACAGAGAUCAGAAAAGUUGAAAAUUUUCAAGGGAAAUUUCCCCAAAGUUGAGAAAUAUUUUUGAAACAGUAAAUUACAGUGUUCGAGGAGGUGAAUUGUUCGACCGGGUUGCUGAGGAAACUUAUGAGUUGUCUGAGUUGGCAGUGGUCAUGAUCAUUUGUCAAUUAUGCGAGGCGAUUGACUACAUUCAUCAACAGAACAUUCUUCAUUUGGAUGUCAAGGUGAGACAGAAACCUUGAGUAAUAAUGUUCGUUCGCUGACGAGUAGAUCUUUUUCUGAAUAUAGACUAAAUUUUCGAAGUCCAAAAGAAGUCAUUUCAUUAAAAAAAUCGUACUUUUUUUUUCCUACGUUGUUUUCUAAUUUUUUGGGAGUCGUAGCUGUUAAUUAGCAAAAGAACUAUAAAAAAUAGUACGAAAAUUCAUAGUCCUAACUUUUUGACCUUUUUAGAUAUUUAUUGGCAAAAAAAGCCAUCAAAAAGCCGGGCGGAGGUGUUCGUUUUUUUCCACGAAAAGAUUCCGAAGUGUAAUCGGGGUGGUAUCAGCAGUUCACGUGCCGCCUGCUCCCAAAUUAUCUCAAUCGGAAGCUGACAACUGACGGCUCGGAGAUCUUUUUUCGUGUUUUUUUUCUGGUUUAUAGGUUGCGAGAGCAAGAACCAUGGGAAUAUGAGGUGAAGUUGAAGGGAGUGAAAAAAAGAAGCUUUCAAGCGUCUGACUGUGAGAAUCAACAAAAAAACGAAAAAGUUCAAAGUUUCAUGAGUUUAAAUUGAUAUUUCUUCUGUUAGAUCAAAAAGGUUGUUGCAAUAAUUAUGACGCGCUACAUAUUUCGAAAAAAAUGCAAUAAAACUUAAAAAAAUCCACAAUUCAUACAUAUUUAAUAUUACCAAUUAUUUCAAUUUUCAGUGGAAGUUUUUCUUAUCAAUCUAAAGCAACAUUUUUUCAGCCAGAAAACAUCAUGUGCGUGUCCCUCACUGGCAACCGGAUCAAACUGAUCGACUUUGGCCUAGCUCGUCACUAUGAUGGAACUCAGGUUUUUUUCCUUCCAACUCAUUGGAAAACUCAAAUAUCAAAUAUAGGAGCUCAAAUACAUGGCGGGUACCCCCGAAUUCGCGGCUCCAGAAGUGAUCAAGUUCGAAAAAUUGGACUAUCACACGGAUAUGUGGAGUGUCGGCGUGAUAACUUACAUUUUGUGAGUUUUCAAACUUGAUCUUUGGUUUAUAUGGCUCGCGUGUCAGUGUGUGAUUAGAAUAUUCAGAAAAAAAGAGAGAAAAAAGUUGCACCUGACAAAAAUUUCCGAAACUAUGAAAAGUUCACAACUUUUUUGUUUAUGAAGGAACUUUUCCAGGCUUUCCGGAUAUUCUCCUUUUAUGGGAGAUAACUUGGGAGAAACUUAUUGCAACGUGGAACGAGGCGUUUGGGAGUUCACUGAAGAGUUCGAUCUCGUCAGCGCUGAGGCCAAGGAUUUCGUCUCCAAACUCAUAGUCUAUGAUCAAAAGUAUGUUUUUAUUCCAUUUUCUGAAGUCUUUUUGCAUUUCGAAAUAGCCAAAACAAGUUGAUUAGUUUAUUCGUGGAAUUUGAAAGGGUUCGGUGGGACUCUAUCAAGUUUCUGUGUCUCAAACUCAAGAAAUUCGUACCAACCUUUAUUGGAAUGACGAAAUACCAAUUUUGGUGACCUUUACAAAAAGUGGCUUUGUCGGAAAAAGGCAUGAGAGUCGAGUCUGGGCUUCCAUAAAGAGACAAUUUUUUUGCAAAUUUUCAACGAACAGUAAUUUCCGAACGUCAAAAAUAAUCUACGCUGAUAAGUGAUUGUGAAAAUUUUUUUGAAUGGUUUCAAUUUUUUCCAUUUUUCUUAUGAAAAUCACCCAAAAUCCCUCUUUUCUUCAGCUCAUGUAUAUUUUUGUGAUAUCAUUCCACGAUUUGAUUUCUAUAACCCAAUGGCAGUAAUGAACUCAUAUCGGGGUUCGAAAACACCUCCAAAGUGAUGUAUUUUUCAGUAGGACAUUAUAAAAUUUGCGGGCACAUGCUAUUUUCCUGAAGUUGCAAAAGGCCAAUUUCUUCGAGAGAAAUCAUAUUUCGCCUACGCAGAAAUAUCUGAGCUUUUGAGUGCAAGUCAUUUGGAUUAAUUUGAGCGUGGGCUGAGUGUGAAGAGAAAGAGUUUUCUGGAAAAAAUAGAUUUUCAUGAUUAAGUGAUGAAGCGCAAAAAGGGAAUAAUUGAACCGAUAGCUAUGUAGAUAAGAUGCGCAAAAAUCUGGAAUUAUAAAUACGGCUUCUAUCGAUUUGAAAAAAAUUUAAGCUGCCUUUUUUGGCUUGUUGACAAUGAAAUUCACUUCACAAAAUUGUAGUAAAAUCAAAAAAGUCGCAAGUUAUUCGAAAAAUAAUAAUUUUAGAGCGAGACCACCAAAUUUAUCCUUAAAAUGUUUAAAAUUGUUGAAAAACCCCAUUUUUAGUGUGUCGAGCCAGCGGCUCAUAGAAACUCUAUCCUGCUGUUAUAACAUAGAUGACUUUUUGACAAACUUUUUCUCACUUUCCCCGACAAAACUGACAAGAAAUAAAUGCAAAGAAAUGAAAAAAACACGAUUUUUUUCUUUUCAGGAAAAGGAUGCUGCCUCAUGAAUGCCUGAAACACCCGUGGAUCGCAGUUCAUCGGCAGAAGGCGCAGUGCAAUGCGACGCUUGAAAAACCACUUGGAGCGCCUCAAAUGGACAACAAGAUGAUGAUGCGUUACAAUGCCAAACGCAAGUUCCGGGUGAGCAUUUCAGCGAAAUAUUCAAAUUUUUGUUAGCUCUUAUCCAUUUCUUUUUCAUUUUCAGCUUCAAAAGUAAGAAAAAAAAACAGCUACAUAAUUAUUUUUCGAGCUCUGAGAGUGUAUUUUAAGUGAAAAAAAGCAAGUGCCAAAAUUUCCUUCCAGGUCUCUUAUUCAAUAGGUGAGGAGAUUUUUAAUAAGACGACUAUGGCCACAGUAAAAAGUUUAUUCCUGUAAUAAAAAAAUCAGCUCGGAGCGUUUUUUUAUUUCAAGGUACUAACUGUAAAUAUUCUUACUUUCCUGCUUAUUCAGGAAAAAGUCAAAAAACCACAGUUUACUUUUUUUCUCAUCUUUGUUCAUCUUAAGGAUUAACGUUUCAAUCAUUGCUUUAAAACAUCAAUUAAUAAACUUUUCUUUUGUCACACAUUCAAUUAACCUAUUCGAGCAUUUUCUGAUUAAUUAAUUAAUCUUUCAGCGCAUGAUCAUUUACGUGAAGUUCCUAAUUGAAAUGAACCGUCUGCGGAACUCGCUCCGCACUCGGAUGAGCGAGAGCGGCCACAAGUUCUUCGAUCCUCUGCUAAAAAUGGCCGAACAGAAAGAGAAGCGGGUACGAUAACAAUAAUUAAAAUCCGGUUUCUGAACUAUUGUUUCUUUUUCCAGAUAUCAGCAGUUUGCAAUCCCCUUUCAUUGAAAAGUGUUGUUGAAAAGGUUGGGAAAAUAUUUGGGGCGAUUUUUAAUCUCUUUUUUUUCCAGGCUUCCGCAGAAAAGAGGCCUGCACUCCCUGCGGUCGUCGAAGAAGUGAAAGAAGCCCCUCAAGUGGAAGAGAAGAAAAAGAAAAAGAAGUCGAUAACGAAAAAGACUGAUUCGGAUACUGAAGAAGAGACUUCCAAGAAAAGCAGUACUCGGCGAAUUGUCAGCGUCAAAGAGGUCAGAAAUUUUGAAAAAUUCGGAAAAAUGUUAAAAAUGCUAAUUUUUCUUCAGCUUUGGGUCAAUUAUUAUAUUCAUUGCUAGCUUUGGAAAAAAAUUAACACAUUUGUUGCACACUAAUCUGCCAAAGUCAAGAAAAACUCAAAAUAUUGACUAAACCCAUUAGUGAAUCGAAUAUACUCUAUUCGUAGCGAUUUAAUAGAGUCUGACAGAAAAAUCCUGUCAUCAUUGUUUUUUUUUCUAUUUCUGUUCACGAGUUAUAAGAAAACUCCUAGACAGUCUUGAUUUUUUUCUUCAGGAAGGAUUGGACAUCUCUACAAAAAAGAGAAGUUCAAUCGCUACCGACUCCCUCAUCAAGCCAUUGGACACCGAACUUCUCAAUGGAGCUCUAUCUAAAAAGUCUUCGAUUGCAACGGAAUCAACGCCUUCUGAAGCUGUGCCUUCUGUUCUGAAAAAGAAGAAGGCAAGCGUGACGUCCGUCAAUUCCGAGCCGCUGAAAAUGGCUGAGAAACACGAAGCCAAAGCUGAUGAAGCUGAAGCGAGACGAGCGUCUUUGCUUGGAGAAGAAAAAAAGAAAAGCGUGGUCAAGAAGAAGAAAAUUAUUGAUGCUAUCCAACAAUCGAUCGAUAAAGGAGACUUUUUCCCGAUUGAAGUUCGGGAAUCUACCGAAGUUCCUAAGCUUUCGAAGAAGAAGGCCGUUUUGACUGGCACCGCUCCAGAAGAAAAAGAAAAAGCUCCUCCACUGCCUUCGAAACCGCCACCAGCUGAGGCCAAAGUCCUCAAAACUCUCGCUCCGGAAAGUGGUACCGCACAAAAAACCUACAUUUUAAACAAGCCGCCUCUUCAUUCGGCUGAAAUCAAGAAGGUCGAGAAGAAAAUGGACAAAACCGAGAGCACUGAAAGCGCCAAAGAAAAUCAACGAGAUCCAGCUCGUCAGGUAUUUUUUCUUAUCUUGUCUAUAUUUUUUGCUCGUCUUCAUAAAUGCAUAAAACUUUUUAGGUUGCUCUGAGGCGAAAAGAAAAAGUGACAGACGAGGUCAUGAAUCCUACAGCUCUUCCUGCUCCGGAAGCUCCAACAGCUCCUAAAACAUCUAUUCGGAAAUCUCGGACGGCCACUGAAUCUUCUGCAACUUCUUCGAUUGUUGAUUUGUCAAGCUCGGAUGGGGAAAAGAAGACCAGCGAGAAAAUUAUCACAAAGAGAAGAGUUCGUUUUUUUCAUAGUUCAUUACCGAUUGUUUCAAAUUGUGAAAAAGCAAAAAAAAAAAAGACUUAAAUCAAGUUAAUCGAACUAUUUAAUCGUUAAGAAACUUUAUCGUUUCUUAGGUAUCCAAAACGCGAGAUCCCAGUGUUCCAAAAGAACCGUCAUCCGGCAAAGUUGAAAUCCCGGUUUGCAAGAAGUUUUUUUCAAAAAUUAGCAAGUCAAUACUUUUCCAGAAAACUUUCAAAUCUGAGAAAAUCGUGGAGUUCUCCAAGACCUUUGCUCCUGUUCCUGUGAAAGACGAUAUCAGACCGUUAUCCAGGCUUUCAGUUGCUUCUUCUCAGUCUUCCGACAAUGGUAAAUAAAUCAAAUAAGUUUUGAAAUCUCAGUUACCUGUUUCAGAAACACCGGGGGUGAAAAAGCUGUCUCUUUCCGUUGAAAGAAAGACGACAACAAUGACUUCUACGACGACCAGCGUCAAAAGGAAAACUGAGAGCUCUGAGAAGAAAGUUCAACAAACUUCUGAUGGCAAAUCUGUAGAGCAGCAUGAGAAGAAGAAAAGCCAACUGGACAAUUUGAAGAUUUGCCAGGUAAAAAUUUGACUUUUUCGCUUUUAACCUAAAUUUCAAAGCCAAAGCUAAAAAAAUAAAAAUAUUGAUAAAUAUAUUUCAAUUCCAACGUAUUCAGCCGCAUUCAAAACCAAUAAAGUUUCUUUUUAAUCCAAAGUUUUCAUCUCUUAUUCGAAGCGCAAGUUCAUUGACAAAUAGAAAUGAUUAAUUUUUCUGCUUUCCAGGUCACAGUCAAGAAAGAAGAGUCUCCAGAAGACCUCAAACCGAAGACUUCAGUCAAGAAAAACGUCGUCAAACAGGAUUCCCUGAAGUCCAGCGCCGAGAAAAACAGAAACGAGUCGGAGAAAAAAGACGACAAAGAAGUCCUGAAGAAAGUAUCGACCCUCACCGAAAAGACGGUCGAUAAGCUGACUCUCGAGAAGUCUUCAAAGGUAAUUGAUUGAAAUUUUCUAUGGUUUUUGAUUAUUUUUUGUAGGUUAACGGCGAGUCACUUCUCACGGCAAAAAUAGCUGGUACAAAGAGUGUCACUAAGAAGGCAGAGCUCAAAACUGAGAGAAAUUCUCUGGAUAGAGCUGAUUCUCUCAAAAAAGCUCAAGCCGUUCUGUCAGAGAAGGUAGGAUCACCCAGGAUUACCAUUUCAAACUAAAACCCAAAUCUUUUAGGUCACCAAUCAAAUGGAAAUCGAGAAAGACGGAAAAAAACUUCUUCAGCGAAAAAAAGACCACUGUUGCUAAGGUACUGAAGAAACCAAAAAUAUUUGAAAUCACAAAAAAAUAUGAAAAAUUUUCAGGUGAAACUCUCGCCUCAAGCUUCCAGCGAGAAAGUUGAGAAAGAACCGAAAGUCGGACCCUCGAGGCACAUUUCCACUUCCACAGUUCGUCUCCACAACCAUUAACGGAAAAUAUCCGUAAAUUCAGAUAAAACUUUCUCCGCAGCCUUCCUCCGACACCGCUUCUGAAAGCAGCGUCAAAUCUCAUGGUCUUCUGAAAAAAUCGCUCGUCAAACGGGAAAAUUCUGAAGAGCGCAAGAAGGUUAAACAUUUUUUUUAUUUUGCCCUCAUAAUACGCUUUUAAUCUUUAAUCGGCUAAAAGUAAAAAACUUUGAAGAACUGACUAAUUUAAUUAAUUUAAUAAAGCUAGAUAAAAAAACAAGUUUUUUUAAGUCGUAAUACUUACUCAUUAAAUAUUCGAAUAAUCAAAUGUCAUUUGUACUUUUAUCUAAAUACUUCCGAAAAACUAAUAGAUUUGAAAGCAUGUUGAACUUUCUUGAAGCUUUUAUAAUUUCUAAUUGGCUAUUGAAGUAGGCUAACAAAGAAUCGGAGUGAAUUUCAAAAUUUUUUCCAGAAUAUAUCCCCUUUGGCUAAGAAUGAGAGCCUAAAAAUUUGACUAUUACUGGAGGUUUACAAGGCUUCUGGUUUCAAAUUCAAGUUUUGGAUUUCCAGGUGCGAUUCGUUGGAUUCGAAGAAGAAAAGCCGGCCGUUCCCCUUUUUGGCAAUGGACUUCAAAAAAUGAGAUCUGAGAGCUGCCUCCCGAGCAAAAUCUCCAAGAUGAAUCAGCCAGUGGCCCAAGACGACGCCAGCGUCACCAGAAGGCCGUCGAUUCUAGAGCAAGACGAAGAUUAUGUGCCUCGAGAAGACUUCGGCUUCGACACUUUGAGGGAGAAGCUGAACAGAAGACUCAGCGACGCGGCUCAGCCAGAACUUGGCCCCAAAAAGACCUUCGUACCCAUUCCUCCAACUAAUUCAGUUAAAGAAAAACUCAAACAGUUUGAGAGGCUCAGGAAGCAACUUUAA